Messenger RNA from Argiope bruennichi, 1690 nucleotides. It is a transcript of the gene Bet3, whose product is annotated as trafficking protein particle complex subunit 3-like. The record is from RefSeq and is a predicted model, not a curated record. Gene Ontology annotation, biological process: intra-Golgi vesicle-mediated transport; endoplasmic reticulum to Golgi vesicle-mediated transport. The transcript is spliced from 5 exons. The coding region runs from base 172 to 711 and encodes 179 amino acids. Gene Ontology annotation, cellular component: cis-Golgi network membrane; TRAPP complex; cytosol. Lineage: Eukaryota; Metazoa; Arthropoda; Arachnida; Araneae; Araneidae.
CCGGUUAACGAGUCUCACCAAAAGCUCCUUCCGGACAAGUAUUUACAGAAUACCAGGAACUGUCGUGCUGAAAGUUAAAUAUUCUAUAAUAAUUAAUUAAUAUAUAAAGCUCUUUCUUGAUUAUGCAAUUUAAUUUAUCUUUACAUUAGUCAAAUUUUUAAAACUUUCAUUAUGUCGAGACAGAUAUUAAAAGUUGCUGAUCCUAAGAAAGUUAGUUCAGAAUUAUUUGCACUGACCUAUGGCUCUUUGGUAGCACAAAUUCUCAAAGAUUAUGAGAAUGAUGAAGAUGUAAACAAGCAGUUGGAACGAAUGGGCCAUAACAUUGGUGUACGAAUUGUUGAAGAUUUUCUAGCCAGAACUAGUUCACCAAGAUGUCAUGAUUUUCGAGAUACUUCUGAUAAAUUGCAGACUGCCUUUAAGCUGUAUCUUGGGAUGAGUCCAGUAAUUAGCAACUGGAGUCCAGCUGCAGAUGAGUUCUCAUUGCUUCUUGACUCUAAUCCCCUGACAGAAUUUGUAGAACUCCCAGAAGGUCACCACUCACUCAAAUACUGCAAUAUUCUAGCAGGAGUUAUUCGUGGUGCUCUUGAAAUGGUUCAAAUGGAAGUACAGACUUGGUUUGUGCAGGACCAAUUAAAGGGUGAUAACACUACAGAACUACGAGUGAAAUUUGUACGUAAACUGGAAGAAGCUGUACCAGUUGGGGAAGACUAACUUAUAUGCAUUCCUGUAAUGAAAAAAAGAAAUCAAUCAUAACCCAUUUCCAUCUUGUAUUGUGAACUUUAAUCAGAGAUUAAUGUACAUAUUUGAUAUUGAAAUGAAAUCAUUAUACUUUAUUUUGCAUGUUACCUGUAAUAAUUUGUAAGACUAUUAUUAUGAAAUAGAAAAGCUUUCUCUCUCUCUAUUUUUGUUUGUUUCCUGUUUUAUAACAUUAUAUAUUCUCAAAAUCAAUAGUUGUUGUGAAAAUAAGUGAAUUUUAAUAUGAAGAUUGAUUUAACUAAAAAUAUUAUGUUAAAAUUAAUCAAAAAAAGUUUCAAAGCAUUAGUUGAAUUUCAUGUUUAAAAUUUUGAAAUCUAAAUUUGUAAUCUGAUUAUUUGAAACAUGGAAAAAUAAACUCUGACCAUAUUUGGUAAUGUAUCUACCAAAUAUUACUGUAUAUCGAGUAUUUUUUUGGAAGGGGGGGAAAUACUAAUGAUGCAUGAAUUGUCAAACUCAAUGGCAGCCUUGUAUGACAUAUCUAGUAGGUCCAGAUAAGUCAUAAUUUUCAAUGUAAAUUAGAUAUUAAAUUUUCAGUAUACUUCAUGAAUAUACUUAAAGAAUAUAAGGCAAGUUUGACUUUCAGUUCUUGCUAAUAACUGCUUACAGCUGUUUGUAGAGGGUAUUGAUUGCAUUAAAGAGAUAGCAGUAAAUCUCUUAUGCAUAACUUGUUCAUGAUUCCUCCAACAAAGUAUUUAUGAGUGCCAGUUGUAACAGACAUCAAAGCCAUGUUAUUUUAACCUUGCAACUAUUAUGUUUAUUGUGUACAUGAAUAUCUUUAAUGAAAUUCAGUCCUAUGAUACCUUAGUACCAUUUAAACUUUGUUCACAAGUGUUCUUUUAUAACACACAUUGUUUUCUGUAAUGUAACUUCACUUCUUGAUUCCUCAUGUAAACUGUGCAGAUAAUAAACAAAAAUUUUCUUACUUAGCUUUCAA